Molecule: messenger RNA, 2244 nt
Organism: Trichoderma asperellum CBS 433.97
Lineage: Eukaryota; Fungi; Ascomycota; Sordariomycetes; Hypocreales; Hypocreaceae
Source: RefSeq, a predicted model, not a curated record
UUGGUUGUGUAAACCGGCAAAGAUCCAACCUCGAGAAGAGAGGCUCAAGGACGAGCAGCGUCGCUCGCCUCGCGCCUCUUUCUCUCUUGUGCAUCCUGCGUGUUUGCCAUGCCCACCUUCUUUCAGUUCACCCAAGGCACUGAAUCGCGCGUGCGGCCUACAGACUCAUCGCCGUUGCUUGGUCGCUACCGAGCGGUGCCUCCCCGCCCUGGCAUCGGACAACGUCGACCGAGCAGUCCGUUGGGCUUGCUGUCCAGCCACUAUGAAAACGGCCGUGACAGUAUACAUGUUGGAUAUGGAGCGCUGAUUGUGGCCGAGAUCGAAGCGGCGCGCCUGGGCUCUCUAGGCAACUCUGGCAUCCGAGAUGACGAGGCUCUGGCUGGCAUGUCGAGAUGGGAGCGGCUGUGGCAGGGAUACUUCAUCGACCUCUUUGUUGAUCCAAGACCGUCGGCGGUGAAGCGCGUGGUGGACAGGUGGUGGAGUCGGUAUGGACUGCUGGUUUUUCUGCCCGCGGCACUGGCCGUUGCCUGGUGCGCAGUUCCCUUCCCGCAGUACUCGUUCCCGGACGAUGGCGACGAUGGCGACGGCGAGAGCAGCGUUUGGCUGCGACUUACACGAACUGUGGCGACAUUUGACAGCAAGACACCGGGUCACGGUGCGGCCCGCGUGCAGGUCAACUUUUGGUUCUUCCUGUUUGUUUACUAUGGCUUCUACAACCUCAGCGCGUUGAUCUGGAUAACCAAAGUUUUUAACCUUUACAGAUUGAACUGGUGGCCGCGGUCUUUUGGAUUUCCAGUCACAGUCUUUCUCUUAGCUAUCCUGUCUCUCGCAGUACCCAUCCCCUUGUACUUCAUCCCUUGUACUCGCUUUCUCACUGCCCACAAUACAGCAUGGGUCUCGUGGACAUUCAUCAUCAUGGCCAUGCCUGUCGCCAUCGCUUUUCUUAUUCUCAUGACAAACGAACGACACAUUGGGCUACGGCACUCUUUAUCGGAAACACAGCGCAUCUUCACAACCUCAUGGUGGACAGGAGAGCCCGACUCAUUCCCCAACCGAGAACGCCGGCGCCGCGAUUUCCCAGACGAUCUUUGGGAGCAGGAUGUCUUGAGGGUCUUGCCUCCUUCAGGGCCAACCAGGGUGACACUGCGACGGCGAUGGCUGCCAGCAAGCUUUGUGAGGUUUCUGUGGUUCUGCGUGGCGCUCUUCAUCGGGCUGAUGGCCUAUGUUCUGGGAGAAGCGUAUGCUGAAAUUUAUCUCCGGACGUUGCCGCACAAUAACUUUGAAACUAUUAUAUACGUCUACGGCUGGGUGGUAACAGUGCAUUUGUUGGAUGCCCUGACAGGGUGGGUUUUGGGUAUCAAGGAAGGCGAGCGGGUAGGGAGCUAUCCUUUAAGUUGGGUCUUUAAGCUAUAUUUCAUGUUAACCUAUCAGACCUACGUCCGAGCUCUGUACGCCCGGCUUCGCUCGCCGUCGCAAUUCAUCAUUCUUCAAAUCUUCUCCUCCACGGGGCUGGUCAUCAUCUCGCCCAUUAUGAUGACCCGCCUCUUUCACAAGAUACUCACAAUUCUAGGCCUUAGUGGGCUGACCUACGAGACUUAUCAAAAACUGCAAACUCGAAACCUCUUCAUCCGCUUUCUGGCCGAAAAUACGUCCAUGGCCACCUUCCUGGGGAGCAUCUUGGUGCUCCAUUUUGGUGCGAAUAAAGAAGUGUAUCCAUAUUUUGCCUUUGACAAGGCCGAGGAUGAAACUCUUCAAUAUGACUUUAACCUCACGUUUUAUGCUUCCAUGGUUACGUGGGGUUGUGAGCUGGUGGCUAGUCUUGUCGUUCGAGGGCUGAUUGCUCUUUUCUUCAGCAUUGACGUUGGGUUGGAGGGUAAGUUGGAUCUUGCCGUCUGGCCAGAACUGCUGCCUACGAGCGUGGCUGUGAUUCUUCACGUUUUGCAGAAUAUGCUAUUCUCGAUUAUACGUUUACAGUUUCGGACAUGAGAACUUCUUCCAUUUGGCGGGUAGGAAGUUAAUUCGUGUGGGCGAGGAAGACCAAAUUGUUUGAAACGGAUUUGCUAAAGUUUAUUGUGUAUCAUUGACUUCAUUAAGCAUGCGAUUGAUAAACCGGAUAGAUUUGUGUUCAUUUUUUCUUCCUUUACAGCUACUUUGUCGCCUUUUCUCCUUUUCUCUCCUUUGCUGCUAACACAAUAGUAGCCUGAUACCCACUCAACGUUUAUAUAGCAUUCGUUCUCUUAUAUA